GUAUAAAACGGUGAUGAACCCUUGCGGGGCGUAUCAGUCGAACAGGUUUGCUAAAAAUAAUCAUAAUCGAUAAUAGUCGUCAUAAAUAAUGGUCUCGCCUACAACACGAACGAUCAUCGCAUCGGCGUGGUUAAUGAUGACCGUGACGGUAAUCGACGGGCAGAUCAAUCGCUACAUAAAUCCUGCUUGGCUGGAAAUGGACGCCAACAGCGAAUAUUAUCCUGGCGGAGAGGUGGUUGGUCAAAUAUUGAGGUCGUACGGGUUAGGCGACAACUACGGUGGUUCCCGGUACAGGUCCCCAGGUUACAGGAGCAGAGACGGCGGCUACAGGAGUUCGUAUGCUCGGGGCAGGAUACUCGACAACAAAUUAAACAACGCCUACGACGUCGAUCCGCUGGAAUACCUAGACCACACCUACGACUACGUUGACAGUACCAACAGGGCAUCAAACCGGUACCGAAACAGUCAUUUGGUGCCUAGAAGGACCAGGAUCAAUAUGACCCCGAUAUCAAAGAACACUUACUUGCCGUCGGAUUACGCGGAUCGCGGCAUGUCUCUUGUGUAUUCUACUUCGGCGAUAGGCACUACAAUGGAUCCGGACACCGACCGGGAUUUUCAGUCGUUGUACAGGAACAGAGAUUACAGGAGUAGAGUGUUGAAUCCCAGAGCGACCAGGACUCCGGGAACGGUGGCAACCGCCGUCGACAAUGAUGAAGAGCAGCAUCAGCUUCGAAAAUCCCAGUAACAUACAAAAUAACUACUCAAAAAAAUGUUUGCGAGUGCAAUCAUUUUUGAAAGUAAAUUUAAGGAACUAACACAAUUACGGCGAUGUCGCCGUGCGGUCUGAUAGUUUCACGUUUUGAAUAUUAUGUAUGUUGUGAAUAAAAA
Messenger RNA from Adelges cooleyi (spruce gall adelgid), 888 nucleotides. RefSeq lists its product as uncharacterized. The coding region runs from base 89 to 745 and encodes 218 amino acids. The transcript is spliced from 3 exons. The record is from RefSeq and is a predicted model, not a curated record. Lineage: Eukaryota; Metazoa; Arthropoda; Insecta; Hemiptera; Adelgidae.